AUGAAGAAUCCUUCGCACGUCGCGGCUGCCCCCACUUCCCCUUCGCCCCAUCCGUCGGCCGUCUCUGGAGGUGCGCCAAUCCCAUGGCUGCCGCUGCCACCAUCGUCGUCGUCAGCGGGCGCGUCAGCCACGAUCGCAUCAGCGCCGAGCGAGCGCUGGGCAGCCGCGCUGCAGAAGGUGCCCUACCUGCACUCUAUCCUGGAGGGGCCGACGUGCACUGUGUACCGGCCGCCCACCGUGAUUCAGCUGAGCGAGGCUACGGGCUGCUCUGUCAGCAAAUUGGCUGGCGCAUACAGCGACCUACCCGUCAUCACGCUCAACAAAAUUAGGGCGACCAGUGAUCAGGAGGCAGCUGCCGCCGCCGCCGCCGGUCUCAACUCCGAUGGCUUCGAGUACCUGCAGCUGUCGCCGACGGACGACUCGCUAGAGAUGGCGGCCAAGGCGCUGGUGGCGCGCCGUCCCGCACCAGACGCGGAGGAGAUCUUCUGGGAGGCCGAAUACUGGGAGGUGCUGCGGAGAGCCAAGCGCCAAGCGCAGGAGGAGAAGGAGCGCCUCCGCGAGAAAAAGCUGGGUCAGAGGGAGAGGAGAGCGGUGAUGGGAGCCAGCAACAGCAGCGUCGGGGUGCCGUCGCCGAAGUUGGGCGGGGCAACGACGCUGUCCUCCAUGAACUCGCCCUCGUUCGCCACGCCGCACAGUCGCCAGGGCUCCCUCGGAGGGCCGCCCGGCGACUGCGGCGAUGGCUCACCUGCCUACCUGCACGCCCAGACGGCGGCGCAGCGCACUGCGAAGGGUCUCCUGCGCCGGGCACGGUACAACGAGACCCACAACCCCGCCCAGCGCGUGCUCGUGCGCACAGCGUCGCUGUUGUCGCAGAACAGCGCGACGCAGUCGGUGAUUCGCUGCCGCACCCGCCCGCGCCACGACUCUAUCACCUCCCAGCAAACAUUGUCUGGUGCACGCGGGUUUCAGUAUCCCCUGUCGUCCUUGGCGAGCGAAGACGGGCGAAGCGCAACCAGCGACUCUUUCAGGACCCCGCCCCCGCCCAUCGCUUACAGCCAUCAGUCACGGGAGCUGCUGGCAGCCAGCCUGGAGCUCGAGUUGUCCACAUCCGGUGGGCCAGCCAAAACCGGCACCACCACACGCUCCGGCACAGCACCAGCCGAAGGUGCGAAGGGCGAAGCCAUGACAGCUCGUGAAACGGCACGGCCACACAACGAAGGCGGCUCACCCAUCGCCACACGCGACGCUGCGAGAAAGCGGCCGUCUACCGCUGCGGCGGCCGUGUCACCGGACUCGUCGUCCUCUUUGCAAAUUUCGUCGAAUCGCUGUUCAACCGAUCUUCGACGCAGUAAGGUGAACAGCUUCCCCUCCGUUACCGCCUCUCCGAGGAGUUCGAUCGUGCAACGGGACUCCGCGACAAGUGCGCUGCUGAUCAUCCCGGCCGCCUUACCGGCCCUAGAGCCAUCUGCUCAGCAGCGCCCCCCGCCGCCACCAUUGCAGGGUGACAGUGGCAACGAACAGAAAUGCCGUCCACUUCUACCCCGCUCUGUGGGCGCGAUACGUAAGCCUGUGGAGAAGCAGCCUCCAGUGGCUGAAGGGGGGCGCGAAGGACGUGGUGGUGGCGGCUCGUCACCGCAGCCUCUGCCGCCGCAGCCUCAGCUGCUUUCUCUCUCGGCGAUGCCUCGCACGUCUGUUGGGCGACCCUCGGGUGACACAUCUUCGCUGACGGUGGACGGACAGCCUAGGUUUCGGUGCACCACAGCACGGCCUUCACCAGACUCCAACGCACGGGCUAAUAGCAGCGCCUCCUCGCGUCCUUCCGGGAGCGCCCCCGGAACGUCGUCUCAGUUGGCAUCCGUGCCUACCGUCACAGGUGAAUUGCGAAAGGCAAAGAGCGCGCUCGCAGCACUGUCUCCGGUAGUGCGGGAAGUCACUGCCACAGUCCCCACGAGCAGCCCCGGUGCACCUUUCACAGCAGCUGAGGUGAAGGUACGUCGAGACGCAGGCAAGCGGUUAGUGACCAGGGCCGACUUGAAGCCUCUGCCCCUGCACCCGAGCUCAGCCCAGCCGCCACUCGGCCAUCGCUUGGAUGGCGCUUCUGCACCGGACAAGGCCUUCCGCCUUUCUUCGACGCCGCCUUGUACGGCUGCCGUGACAGCCGCGGCAUCGCCUGCACCACCGCAUUCUUCUUUCUCUUCCUCGACCGCGCAGACAACGGUAGUGCCGCAGUCCGCGUCCAUGCCAGUGAUGCGCGCACCAGUGCCCAAGCCGCUGCCAUCAGCAGAACCUGCCGUGCCACCGGCUAUCACGGUCAUAAGCACUGCGGCUCCCUCACCAUCGAGUAGCGUGACAACACGCACGACGGCAACGGCUGCGCCUUCAUCGUGCCUCCAGACUCGAGAGGCAUCUCCGUCGCCGUGCCUUGAGCGGGCUGCGGUGGUCGUGCGCGCCGCGUCAUCGAUAGCCCCCAAAGACGGUGCUGACGCAACGUCGUCCACAACGUCACGCGUGACCGUUGCCCCGCCGACAGCGACGAAGCCGCCCUCCGCCGUCACAAAGCCGCUCAGGAAUGGGGAGGCGCCGCUCACAAGUCGCCAGAACACCACGGUGGCGACGAAUGCAAAGGACGCCAAGGGAGAAGAGGCACAGCCACCUGCACAGGUGCCUAGCACCCCCUCAAAGGCUGAAGUCGCACCCCCUCAGCCGAGCAACCGCCGCGCAGACGAGGAUGCGGCGGCACGUCCCUCUUGCUUGUCCACUCUUUCCUUCGCUGCUGAUGCGGAACGAGACGCACACAACGCACCCGAGAGCGGCGCGACCGCUUUUUCGCUGCCUUCGAGAAAAGUCGAUAAAGAGGCGUCCAGAUGCUGCGUUGUACUGUAG
This is a messenger RNA of Leishmania major strain Friedlin, 2883 nucleotides long. RefSeq lists its product as hypothetical. The record is from RefSeq and is a predicted model, not a curated record. NCBI's taxonomy places the organism in Eukaryota, Euglenozoa, Kinetoplastea, Trypanosomatida, Trypanosomatidae. The transcript has a single exon. The coding region runs from base 1 to 2883 and encodes 960 amino acids.